Messenger RNA from Patella vulgata (common limpet), 4669 nucleotides. Its product is annotated as regulation of nuclear pre-mRNA domain-containing protein 2. The record is from RefSeq and is a predicted model, not a curated record. NCBI's taxonomy places the organism in Eukaryota, Metazoa, Mollusca, Gastropoda, Patellidae. Gene Ontology annotation, cellular component: RNA polymerase II, holoenzyme. Gene Ontology annotation, molecular function: RNA polymerase II complex binding. The coding region runs from base 201 to 3353 and encodes 1050 amino acids. The transcript has 9 exons. Gene Ontology annotation, biological process: mRNA 3'-end processing.
UGGCGACUGUGUUGCGGGCUGCGAAGAAUUUCCAUAGCUGAACGAGGAAAAAACGAUUAAAUUAAAACACAUCAAACAAUCUGAUACCGUAAUUACCAGUAAACUACUGUACUACACAAGUAGGACCUGAAAAAUAUAUGCAUUACUCUUUAUGACAGUAAUAUGAAAGGAAAGCUGCACGUUUUAUUGGAGAAUCGUCGAUGCAAACAAAAAUGGCGACCGGCUUGAACGAGACAAGUGUACAGAAGAAAUUCGAGAGCCUAACAGGUGCACAAGACAGUAUACAAAGUGUUUCUCUGUGGAUAAUACACCACAAGUCUGAGAGUAGUGUUUUGGUUAAUAUCUGGUUAAAAGUGCUAAGGAAGGUUUCUACUUCUCAACGACUACUGUUAUUUUAUUUGUGUAAUGAUGUUGUACAAAAUUGUAAGAGAAAACAAGCACCAGUAUUUCUUGAAAGCUUUAAGUCAGUUCUUGUGGAAGGUCUUCAAUUUGUAAGAGAGGCUUCUAUUAAGCCAAAGGUGCUAAGAAUACUAAAUAUUUGGGAAGAACGAAAUGUUUAUAAACCAUCAUUUAUAACACAAUUAAAAUCGGUACUUGAUUUAAACUUGAAUAAUACUAGCAGUUCUAAAAGUACUUAUAAACCAUCUAAAGUUGAGAGUAAACCUGUGCAAUCUAAAGAAGCUAAAGAUACCAAGGAAAAAACAUCUAAAAGAACUGUUCAAACUACUCUGUUAGCAGAGUUUAAGCCACAGACAAUGAUACACAAGGUGACAGCAUUUAGGAAAAUUGAAUUAGAAAAUGAACUUAAACAGCAACAGUUAUCAAAAGUGAAAUUUGAUGAAUCUACUUUAGAAGCUGUUAAACAGUUAAAAGAUAAAUCACAGGGGAAAGAAUUCACAAACAAUUUUGAAGAUGAUGUAUCUAAAAUAGAAGCUACUGUUAACUAUCUGGAACAAGAUGUAAAUGAUCGAGGAGAAAUAAUCGAUUUAGCAGAAACUAGUGAAUUAUAUUAUGAUGACAAUUAUCGAGAGGCUAAAAGAGUUGCCAUUGCAUAUAAAAAUUUUGGUACCCGAAUCAACAAUAUGAAAAGAAAGUUAGAUGAUAUUAAAAAUAAAUUUCCUGGAACACCAAGUCCUGUAGCCUCACCUAUAUUAGAUGCUCCAUCGCCAGAACCCACGCCACCACAAUCAGAUCCUAAUGAUUAUACUAAUACUAUAGAUAUGGACGUAGACUCGGGUGAUGAAAAGAAAUCAAGAAAAGCUAAAAAUGACCCUAGAGCAGAACACAAGAAAUCACAAACCGUUUCUAACUCGAAUUCAAACUCUUCACAAAAUAAUACAACAUCUGCGACUACUACUACUGAACAGAAUCGAAAAUGUGAGCUUGAACCCAAGGUGAAAAUACCAAAAGAAGAAAAAUCUCAUCAUAAAUCUCAUUCCAGACUACGCAGUGUUGUGAGUGUUGUCACACCAGCAGAGAAAGAAAAACAUAAAAAUCAUGAAUCACAUAAAAAGUCACAUUCUCAGAGUAAAAGGGAAAGUGUGGAAGAUGUGGAAGAAGGGUGUUCAACUCCUGUUCAAGAUGAAGCCACCAUUGAUGUACCAACGCAAAAAGAGAACCCAAUAGACUUUUUAACCAAACUAUUAUCAAAAACAAACUCCUCUGUGCCUGUUACUGGAGCUAGUUUUCUCCAGAACUUAUCAUUACUAACUAGUACUGUUAAAUCACAAUAUGAGCAAAAUAAACUCACCAAAGAUUCUCCUAAAGAAGAGGAUUCAAACAACAGAGACUCUCAGAGUGAUGAAACACCUCCCUCUUGGGCGGCAUGGACAGCUGAGGAAUCGACUCCAGAGCCCACGUCACCAGUUCAAAUUCCUACAAUUCAAGGUUUUUCUCCAGGGGUAACUCCUGUAAAUCAUAUUUUGUCACACUCUCAAGCCAUGCAUAUGGUACCUCCAAACAGCUCUGUACCUGGUGGAAUGACUCCAGGCAUGACAUCUCCGAUGGGUUCGAGGAUGCCAGUGCCUGUACAACCUAUUAUGAUUCCAAAUUCAAAUCCUAGUAAUGUACCCCCUGGUCCUCCUCCUGGUAUGGUUGUUCAACCCAUUCAAACUCAGUAUCAGCAUCCAGCUCCUCCGGGAGUAAUACCUCAUUUGAUGCAGCAUGGGCAACCCCAACCAGUCAUGUAUCCCCAUCAACAGGCAACAGGUAUUAUACCACCAGGUACUGCAAUGAUGACUCAAUCCCAUCCUUCUAAUCACAAUCUUGCAUCUCCUAGAGGUACCAACACAAGUCCUGAAGCUCUUUUGACCAGUCCUGCUGUCUCGAGAGUUGGCUUUAACUUUAAUGGCUCUCAACCACAUUUACGACAUCAUACAGCACCACCACUUCCACCAAUUCUUCCUUCUCAAGGUGCAGUAAUUCAGACAGAUGAUGGUGGAAUCGAUGAUAUCUUAAAUCAGAUUGUUACUGGGGAAGGAUUUCAACAGACAUCACCAGGGGAGAAAGAAAACCAUCCUAGUGAAAUGGGUGGAACUGAGGUAAUGGAUCAAAUAAUGAACGUUCAUGGUGAUAGAGGACCUCAUCAACCACAUGAUCCAUCUGUAUCCUUUCUAUCUCCCACUAAAAGUAUUUUGCGACAACCUAAGUCAGUUUUACAAGAAGUACCAAUUUCAACUAGUCAGCCUAGCAGCACAAGUUCUGUCGUAAUUCCUCUCAGUGAUUCGGUCAAUAUGGCUGGGGAUAGUAGUGAAGCAAUAGAUAUUCAUCCGCAAUUCAUUCAAAUACUAGGGUCAGUUGAACGUGACCCCACGGAAGAUAUAGAGGACUUUUCUGAAAAAUUGAAUACUGGAAACAAUCGAGGUAAUUUAUUCACUCGUAAUCCUAUGCGUCCUAAUUUAACAUGUCUCACGCCACAAGAAGAUAUAUCUACACUAGGUAAUAAUCAUAAUAAUGAAGAACCGCGUCCAAUUAUGACUCUUGGAGGAUCCCGACCUAUUCAAUCAGUAGUUGAUUGUUUAGAAGCUGGAGAAGUACCAGAAAUCGAACCUCAGUUAGAAAGAGAUCAGCUGGAGAGAUCUCAUUCAUAUGAGCAUGUUAAUAGGAUCCAUACAGUUGAUGAUAGACAGUUUGAGCCCCCGCUGCCUCCAAUACAUCACCAUCGGCCUCCCCCACCCCAUCAUGAUCCAUAUUAUAAUCGUCCCCCUCGUGAUCCUUAUGCAAGGUAUCCCCCAGAAAGAUAUAUGUACCCCAGAGAUCCAUAUUUUGACCCACGAGACCCUUAUGGACCUCCGCCACCAAAGAGACCUUAUCCUCCGGAAGGGCAAAGACGGAGACCUUUCUAUCGUUAUUAAGUGUGACAGUUGUUAUUUGUAUAUAUGGCGAUAUGUGUGUGAAUGACUUUAUCUCAGUACAGUUUAACACAAGAUGAUACUAGACCCAAUUAAAUGGUUUGCUUUGGUUGAAAGAACUUUUCAUCAUGCUUCAUUAAUUAAAUCAGAAAUUGUCAUGAUUGUCAUUUUACUCUUGUUCUUAAUGAUGGGACAGUGCUUAACUUGUUUAUUUAUAUAUGAACAACAUGUAGUAGUAUACAUACAUUUGGAUAAAUACAUAAUAAAGGAAGACAACUCAACAUCAUAAAUAUGGAAUGCAAAUAAUAAGUUAUAAUGUUGAUGAGAAUGUUAUUGAACUUUAGUAUCUGUGUUAGUAUCAAUAAACAAAUUAUUGCUAAAUCAUUUAAAAACAUAGUUUGACCUAGAUUUAUAUACUUGCAAAAUAUUGAUUAGCCGGUAUAAAAUCUUUGGUUGACAGUUAUUGUAAAUUGCACAAGAUCAUGUAUUUAUUUUAUAAACAUAUAUUAUGUAUACAAUGAGUUGUAUUGUAAUAAUCUACCAGUGUUUAAUGUACAUAUGUAUGUAAGUAAUGGAUGUAUUUUAAUAAUAAAAUCAAGUAAUGCAGAGAAUUAAUCAUAUAAAAGUCCACUUUCCAAGGAUUAUGUGCCUCAACAAAAGAAACAAGAGUCAAUUUAUAUAUCUCUGGAAAGGGACAUUUUUGAAGUCUAUUUUACGGUAAUUGAAGUAGUUUUAGAUUCUAUGUUCAAGCUUGACAACAAGAUUAUUUUUUAGGACCAUAGUCUGUAGUUGAAAAUGAGCAUAUGAUAUACAUACACAUCAAAUACAUAUUUAUUCUAUAAAUGCCAUUUUGAAAUAUGCAGUCAUUUUAUGGCAAAAGGUUUUGUUCUAUAAGCAAAAAUUUAUAAUUGAAUUUGAUAAUCGAGACAAUGUAUUAUUAUAUUAUCAUUCCAUGCUUACAUUGAGGUGUUAUAUUCAUUGUUUAAAGGACAAUAUUGGUGCCAGUCAUUAUCACAUAUGUUAUAGAACUGGUUAAACAUGUUCCAAGUAUUAUUUUAUCACAGAGAUCAUUGCUACGAUAGAUGCGUAAUCAAUGCUUGAACAAUUGGAAGUGACGAACGCAAAAGGAAAACACGAGUUAUCCCUCUAGACAACUUUUGGUCUUCGAAAGAAUUAUUAGUGAGCAGAAAUUCGCCCAUGUAUCUGUUAUCACUCGUCACUUCAGUCAGUUAUAUAGAGGGAUAACUCGUGUUUUCCUUUUGCGUUCGUCACUCCGAUUGUUGAAACAUUGAUUAUGCAUCUAUCAUAGCAAUGAUCUC